Molecule: messenger RNA, 513 nt
Organism: Plectropomus leopardus (leopard coralgrouper)
Lineage: Eukaryota; Metazoa; Chordata; Actinopteri; Perciformes; Serranidae
Source: RefSeq, a predicted model, not a curated record
AUGGCGUCUUCCUCGGAUGUUCACGUCCGGAUAUGUGGACAAGAAAUCAUAAAGUAUGACCUAGAAAUUAAGGCUCUCGUUCAGGACAUCAGGGAUUGCCCUGGGCCUCAGUCAACUCUCAUGGAGCUCAACUCUCAGGUGAAAGAGAAGUUCAACAGGCUCAGACUCAGAAUACAGGAUCUAGAGCAGAUGGCCAGAGAACAAGACAGAGAGACGGACAGACUGGCCAUUCAGGCAGAGACAGAGAGCCAGCGAAGGCAAAUGCUGAGUAACCAGACAGCGUGGAGGAAAGCUAACCUGGCAUGUAAACUAGCUAUAGACAACACUGAGAAGAACGAGCUGCUGCAUGGAAGAGAAAACCAGACCACCAGGCAGAGCCUGCAGGUCAGCUCCGGGCCGGAGGUGCCGUCAUGCACCGCCCUGCUGGUACGGAGGGAAUGUGCUUGGACAAGGAUCGAGCCGCCGGAGGUGCGCAUUGAGUUACAGCCACCAAGAGAGCAGGGGAGCAAUUAG